AGCCGCCCUUGGGAGGUUUAUUCUCGCGUUGCUGACCCAAGGUCUCCUAGUUAGGCUGGUCCGGUGGGAGGCGGGGCAGCAGGACACACCCCCGCGCCGAGAACCCGUGGCUCAGGCCGCUGCCGCCGUUUUGCCAACAGCGGCCCUACCCCACCCCUAAUCCUCUUUCCGCCGCGUCUCAGGGCCUGUAUGGCCACGUCAGUAACUUGGGCUUCUGGAUUCUCCGCAGGACAUUCAUUCUGCACCCUUGCAGAGAACAGAACCUUAAGGAGACUGACAUAAGCUUUUGGGAAAAGGGUGUUGAUGGACAGGUGGUGAUGGGUUUUCCUUUUCCCGCAGAGGCCCCUGGGCCUCCUGCACAAGAGAGCAUCCUGGAUCUUUUAAGUAUGGGAAGCCAUUUGGGGUCUCCCCAGUGGAUUGUCCUUCCCCUGGGAUCGGUCCCUGCCUCUUUCUCCUUGUCCUGUCUCCAUCUAAUCUCCGUGUAACCAUUGCAUCAGGCUAGCCCCCUGCUUGGCUCCGCAGCCCUCUGGCCCGGGGCUCCACUGCUGAUGAAAGCUACGUCCCACACACUGGAAGGCAAGGAGGGUCCCCCAGGGAGGACAGCCCUGCAGAGAAACACUCAGGACGAUAUUGCAUCUACAGUCUCCAGGGAUAGGCAGCUGCCUCUCUGCCUCUGGGCUUCGUUCUUUCCCUUUGAGGGAUUGGAGAGAAUUUAUCCAUUCAUUCCUAACAAAUACUUAACUAGCACCUACUAUGAGCCAUUCAGUUUGGGGCCCAGGAUACAUCCAUGAACAAGAGAGGAAAAAAGCUCUGCUCUCACAGAGCUUACAGUGGGAAGAGUAGACUAAGCAAAUACUUAAGUGCCACGCAAAAAAACUAAAGCACAGAAGGGUGGAGAAUGCUGCGUGGAGGUUACAGUUUACAUUGGGUGGUCAGGGAUCCCCUCACUGAGGUGACAUUUAAAUUGAAAGACCUAAAAAGAGGCAAGGCAGUAAGCCAUGCAAAAAGAUAUGUGGAAGAGCUUUCCAGGAGAAGGAACAGCAAGAGCAGAAGUCCCAAGGUGGGAGCCUGCAUAGUAUCUAGGGAAUUGGAGGCUGGUUGGCUGGAAUAGAGUGAGCAAGGGGGAGAGUGGAGAGUGGCCAGUGAGAAAAGCAGGGCAAGGAAAGAACAGACUGUGUCCGGCCUUCUAAGCCAUUUUAAGGACUUUAGCCUUUUACAGGUGUGAAAUUAGAAGGUUUUGAACAGAGGAGUGACACGACCUGGCUUAAGUUUUAACAGGCUCACUUUGGCGGCUGUUGUGAAUAGACUCUGGGAAGGGUGGCAGGAGCAGAAACUGGGAGACCUGCAGUCAAGGGACUUCUGCGUUGUGUUCCAGAAGGAAGUGUAUCUUCAUACAUCAUCACACCUGAAAGCAGAGCCUGAUCCAGCCGUAGAGAUGGCAGCUGAGUCACUGCCUUUCUCCUUCGGGACACUGUCCAGCUGGGAGCUGGAGGCCUGGUAUGAGGACCUGCAGGAGGUGCUGUCCUCAGAUGAAAAUGGGGGUUCCUAUGUCUCACCCCCUGGAAAUGAGGAGGAAGAAUCAAAAACCUUCACCACUCUUGACCCUGCCUCUCUGGCUUGGCUGACUGAGGAGCAAGGAACAACAGAGGUCACAAGCACCUCCCAGAGCCCCUGCUCUCCAGAUUCUAGUCGGAGCUCUCUGGCUCAGGAGGAAGAGGAGGAAGACCAAAGAAGACCCAGGAAACGGAAACGGAGUGGCCAGUCCCCGGCCCGGACUGGAAAGCAACGCAUGAAGGAGAAAGAACAAGAGAACGAAAGGAAAGUGACACAGCUCGCCCAAGAGAACGAACGGCUCAAGCAGGAAAUCGAGCGCCUGUCCAGGGAAGUGGAGGCGACUCGCAGGGCUCUGAUUGACCGGAUGGUUAAUCUGCACCAAGCGUGAACAAUUGGGACCAGCACUUCCCCUCAGGCCACUACUUACCUUUCCUAGAAGAGGCUGUGGACCACCUGCUCACCAGUGCCGACGAUGUACCCUCAACCCCAUCUGUUCAGCAGGGAGAAAGCUUAGGGUCGACAACAGGAAAGGGUCGCAGCAUGUAUAUAGAAUUGUGUAUUUAUUGAUUACUGUUCCUGUCCAUUAAAGUGACUUUCUA
Molecule: messenger RNA, 2153 nt
Organism: Vicugna pacos (alpaca)
Lineage: Eukaryota; Metazoa; Chordata; Mammalia; Artiodactyla; Camelidae
Source: RefSeq, a predicted model, not a curated record